AGGCGGAGGUAGCUUUCGUAGACAGGCGUCGCGCAAAUGUGGCCGUCAAACGCAGAAACCGUGAGGUGAUGUCACCUUGUCAGCUGCAUCAGAGUCAUGUGACAUGAAAACGGAACAUGAUGGUGAUGCGGGGCCGGCUGAAGGGAGCCCAGAAGGGACACAGCCUGCUGAAGAAGAAGGCUGAUGCCCUCACCCUCAGAUUCCGGCAGAUCCUUGCCAAGAUUAUAGAUACGAAGAUGCUGAUGGGGGAGGUGAUGAAAGAUGCUGCCUUCUCAUUGGCUGAAGCCAAGUUCAUUAUUGGAGAUGUGAAUCAGAUAGUUCUACAGAAUGUAACCAAGGCUCAGACAAAAGUCAGAUUCAAGAAGGACAAUGUUGCAGGUGUGUCCCUGCCGGUGUUCGAGCACUACGCAGACGGAAGCGACACUUAUGAGCUGGCGGGGCUGUCCCGAGGUGGACAGCAGGUGGCCAAGCUGAAGAAGAACUAUGGGAAGGCAGUGGAACUGCUGGUGGACCUGGCCUCGCUGCAGACAGCCUUCAUCACGCUGGAUGAGGUCAUCAAGAUCACCAACAGAAGAGUCAACGCCAUCGAGCAUGUGAUCAUCCCAAGGAUUGAGAACACCCUGUCCUACAUUGUCUCUGAGCUGGACGAGAGGGAGAGAGAAGAGUUCUACAGGUUAAGAAAUCCAGGAGAAGAAGAAGAUAAUCCGUGAGAAGGCAGAGAAGCGGAUUGCUGCUCAAAGAGCACAAGGGGAGUACAAGGAGCCAGCCAAUUUACUAGAGGAAGAGCAUGAUUCAGACUUGCUGUUUGAAACAUAAAAUACCCCUCCGACAUAGUAACAGUGUUAAGGACCACAACAAGGGAAGUGGGAAUGUCAUGACAACAUAGGUAAAGCAAAUCCUGCCUGUUGAGUUGGGUCAUUGCCAGACUGGCAUGACACUGGACAUGCACAUGUAGUUAUGGAUGUUUCUGUACUGCAUUAAAUAUACAAGUAUGUAUAUUGAGUCCCUUCCUGCCAAUUGUAGCAAGUGUCAGGUAAUAGUAGCACUAAGUAGUGUGUAUAUGUUACAUGUAUGUAACAAUGGAUGUGAAUUUGGGUAAUGGUAUCAAUGAAAGCAGUGGUACUUACAUCUGUAGCAGUCAUAUUAGUCAGUGGUCUAACUGCCAUUCUGUGUCACAAAUCAGCACUAGCUAGUUACUAGUAUACAAUGUCAGCUGACAUCACACCUAAGCCAGUAACAUAUGUAUGUGCUAUGACUGGUAUCGGUAGCAAUAGUGGAUGUAAGAAUGAUUAUAAUAUCGGACAACAGUUGUAUCAGUAAAUGUAAAGGUGUAUAUUUAUGAACAUGUUGUGCAAAAUGAAGACCACAUUGUUUUAACAGACCAACACUUGUGAACAAGUCUUGCUGUUUCCUUUGACUUCUUGUACAGUGUAUGGAAAUUGUACUAAUACAAUAGUAGUACUAUAAAAUGAAGAGUUAUUAAUGAAAAAAUAUAUUAUAUGCCUGCAGCAUUAUUAUGAUGAAUUAUAACCAAUAUGACAA
Branchiostoma belcheri (Belcher's lancelet) is the source of this 1542-nucleotide messenger RNA. Its product is annotated as V-type proton ATPase subunit D-like. The transcript is spliced from 8 exons. The record is from RefSeq and is a predicted model, not a curated record. Gene Ontology annotation, molecular function: proton-transporting ATPase activity, rotational mechanism. Lineage: Eukaryota; Metazoa; Chordata; Leptocardii; Amphioxiformes; Branchiostomatidae. The coding region runs from base 117 to 710 and encodes 197 amino acids. Gene Ontology annotation, cellular component: proton-transporting V-type ATPase complex.